Laccaria bicolor S238N-H82 is the source of this 1392-nucleotide messenger RNA. RefSeq lists its product as uncharacterized. NCBI's taxonomy places the organism in Eukaryota, Fungi, Basidiomycota, Agaricomycetes, Agaricales, Hydnangiaceae. Gene Ontology annotation, molecular function: NAD+ poly-ADP-ribosyltransferase activity. The record is from RefSeq and is a predicted model, not a curated record. The transcript has 9 exons. Bases 1 to 1392 code for a protein of 463 amino acids.
AUGACAUCUCAUAUUCCUUUUGCUCUAUCGCUCCUCGGCGCUGUCGCGUCAGGCCUUCAAGGCUCUGGGGUCGGGUCCACUCUUAACCCCCCACCUCCGCCCCCGAGCACUGCAUCUGCGCCUCCCUCUGCUCCCAAACAAAACGCCUCAAGCUUGCCUGCCCCAUCUGUGCCAGUCAAUGUCCCUGGAUCGACUCCCAAUGCCUCAGCUAACGGAUUAGGAGCGAGCCCUCCUACCAACAAUGUAGUAGCACUAUGUGUUCAUUGCCAACUUCGACCUAAGUAUUUUGAUGGGACCAAGACGCAUCCUUACUGCAGCAAAAGCUGUGCCAAUAAGAUCAAGGCAUCCAAUCCAAAGACUGGCUCCGGCGCGACGAACGGAAACUGCGACUUCUGCCAUAAUCGACCCAAGUAUAACGACGGCACGCGUACUCAUGAUUUCUGCAGCAAGGCCUGCGCUAGGAGUGCGGGUGGACCCCAGCGGAGAUCGACAAUGCCGGGCGCAGGUGCCAAUAGCAAGGCUGUAUGCCAAGCACCAGGAUGCCAGAAUCCUCCACAUGGCGGUCCAGGUAGCGAUUAUUGUUCGAUGGCUCACAAAACGUCAGUACAGCAAUAUUGUAUUACUAGCUAUCAUUCACUCGCUCGCGAUAGUCUCGGAGAAACGUUGUGCCUCAUGUGCCUCCAAGCUCCCAAGAUGGCGAAUUCCCAUUUUUGUUCUCAAACAUGUAUCGAUGAUGUUGAGGCGAAAGGACCGAUGAUCCUGGAGGUUCCACUGGGUCAUGCUACUUUCAAGAGCGUCGCUGAACAGUUCAAAUCAUCUUGGAGACAUUUCGGCAGCGCGUGCCCGCCUGUGCGCCGUAUCUAUAAGAUCGUCUCGCCUCCAACAUCACUGGGCAACUACAACGCUUAUCGAGCCGCAGUAGAAAGUCGUGGCCAGUUCCUAUCUGCAGGUCGAACCGAGGGAAAUGAAAACCGCCGCUGGCAUGGGACUCGAAGAGUGUGUAACCUUGGGGACAAGGGCCACACUCAGUUCUGUUCUUCGGCGCAGUGUUCCCUCUGCUGCAUUACCCGAAACUCAUUCGAUCUUUCACUGUUUGGGAAGAAGACCGGUUGGGGAAGAUUUGGCAAGGGCAUUUAUACUUCCUCGACGUCUUCAAAGUCAAAUGAUUAUUCCCACAACGACUGCCAGUCUUCCCUGAAGGCGAUCCUAUUGAACAAAGUCGUGGUCGGGAAGGGAUGUAAGCUUUUACAGGACAAUACAACACUAACUGCCCCUCCAUCGGGCUUUGAUUCAGUGCUAGCUGAGAAAGGAGGAAGCCUCAAUUACGAUGAACUGGUUGUCUAUACCAAUGACGCCAUCAGACCGUCUUUCCUUGUAAUGUACGAACCUUGA